AUGAAGAAGGAGCUCACUCUGGACACGGAAGAAUUCGACAUCUCGCCAGCGAUGAUGAAUGAUAAGAACGUGUCACUCGACCUUGCUGGCGUUGUGUCCUUGGCAGAUAUUUCCACCAGUUCGCAGCGAACCGCGCUCACCGGCACUGCUGCAUUAUUGGAUUGCUUGAUCCUUUGCCCGGGGUUCCAUCUCCAACAACAUGCCGACGAGCUCAAUAAAGGCGAGCAUCCUGCCGCAGCAGCCUUGACUUCGGGCUACGUGUUUCGCAUCGAGAACCCGGCCACCGUGCAUUAUCUGCAGAAGAUCGGCAGGACCGGGUGUCUCACCACGGUGGGAGUCAGGGAUGUUAGAAACCGACAAUCAAAGAACGCUCUGAUGGAGACGGUUUUCACAAUGGACAAUGCGAAUAUUGUUUCGGUCGGCGCACAGGUCAUCGCUGUCUGCUUAACCGUUGCCGUCCUCGUCAUCAUUAUCCUGAUGAAAGACUGGUGGGGCCUAUUUGUGACUUUGAUUCUGGUCUUCGCCCGGCUUCUCAAUGUCAUUCUUGUGCGGCGACGUUGCAAACCGAAAUGGUCGGGAGCUCGAGAAGAGGAUGGGCCGGGGGAUCUGCUCGUGCUCCUUAGCCAGGACCGUUGGAUCAAGAUUGUCGGCGAUAUCAAUCAGAUCAAGGCCAUUUCCUCGGGACAAUGGCUUCAGGAGAUGUCAGCCCCGGAGAGCUGGGUUGCUGCUUUUGCUACAGUCAUGGUGUACCUCAAUGCAGCGUUGGCUAGUAACGCUUCGCAGCUGGGGAAGGUCCUUCUGAUCUUGCUACUGAUUGUGUCUGCGGGUCUACUCGCCGUGGCAAAUCAAUGGACGGACAGGUUGCAGAUGCAUGGGUACGUGCUUGAAGUGGUUAAAGAGGAGACCAAGGCCUACGAGAGACGACUUCAUAUGGUGAAAGACCUGAUUGAGCAGUAUGACGGCAAUGCAGACUGGGCUCUGCGAUUGGGACUGAUCAACCUGGAAGAUCUCCAUGGCCCACGGCGGAGGGGGAGAGAAGAUAGCAUCGUAGACCGAGUCAGUCGGGGGCUCUCCGAGUCGUCGUCCGAGAGUCGACGGCCAGACUCAGUGCGCAUUCGCAAUCGAGGAAAAUCGUCCGUGGAAAUUCAACCAGCGAUAUUAUAA
This is a messenger RNA of Aspergillus melleus, 1164 nucleotides long. RefSeq lists its product as uncharacterized. The transcript has 2 exons. Bases 1 to 1164 code for a protein of 387 amino acids. Lineage: Eukaryota; Fungi; Ascomycota; Eurotiomycetes; Eurotiales; Aspergillaceae. The record is from RefSeq and is a predicted model, not a curated record.